GGGACCUGACUGGAUUUCGCGUUUGUCUUCCCACUUUACCAACCGGGUCUGGGUCCAUCGAAUUAAAUGCCUGACAAUAUCACCGCCGUGAUUUAGCUAGUAUUUAGAAAUGGUCCAUUUUAAUACAUUUUUGUUAACAAUUUAUGCUGUAAAACACUGUUCAUCGGUCGUUAUUUUCAAUUUAGCAAAUUAUGUCGGGAGUGGCCGCCGGAGGGGCGUCCUCUUGCAUUGGCGCAGCCGCCGCCAGUUGUAGCUCAGCUGGGUCGUCCUAUGUUGCAGCGGGCGGAGAAGUGGGAAUAGCAGGCAGGCUACCUAGUCGGGUUCUGGAGCAUGUGUUCUCCUAUCUGGACUUGUAUGAUUUGAUGCGGUGCUCGUUGGUGUGCUGGCACUGGAACAACUGCCUCGCCGAUGAGAACAGCGAGGUGUGGCGGAGUCUGUGCGCUCGCUCUCUUAGUGAAGAGGCACUGCGCUCCGACAUUCUUUGCAAUCUGACAACAUACAAGGGAAAGCUCAAGUCCUACCUUCACGCUCUGAGUUCCCACGACUGCUCACGCAACGUCUACGUGAAGAAGAACGGUUUCACCCUUCACCGCAACCCCAUUGCCCAGAGCACCGACGGAGCCCGCGGCAAGAUCGGCUUCUCCGAGGGCCGCCAUGCCUGGGAGAUCUGGUGGGAGGGGCCCCUGGGGACCGUGGCAGUGAUCGGCCUUGCCACCAAGCGUGCUGCCAUGCAAUGCCAGGGCUAUGUGGCCCUCCUGGGCAGUGACGACCAGAGCUGGGGCUGGAAUCUGGUGGAUAACAACCUGCUCCACAAUGGGGAGGUCAACGGGAACUUCCCUCAGUGCAACAACGCACCCAAAUACCAGUGUAAUGGUGUCCGUCCACAGAUCGGGGAGAGGAUACGAGUGAUUCUUGACAUGGAUAACAAGACCUUGGCCUUCGAGAGAGGCUUUGAGUUUCUGGGAGUGGCCUUCAGAGGGCUGCCUAAAGCCUGCCUCUUCCCGGCCGUCUCAGCUGUCUAUGGCAACACUGAGGUGACCAUGGUCUACCUUGGCAAGCCUCUGGAUGGAUAGCACCGCCACAACACCCGCUGGUGCCACGUCACAUCAGGUGUGCCAAGGAUAAUGACUGAUGGUUGACACCGAGAGGAUUCUAAACGAACAUUCCACAACCACAGGAAUGGACUACAAAAUCAACAUGGGAUGAGAGUGAACUAUUGAUGGACAAGAGAAUUUGACCAGGGUGGGGGAAGUGAUCGUUGAUGGACAAGAGGGUUUGACUAGGUUUUUGGGAAGUGAUAAUUGAUGGAGGGUGGGGGACUGGGGGCUGUUUCAAAGGUGUUUCUUACUCAACGUGGAUCCUAUCCACUUCAGCUGCUGAACCAUUUUAUUUAGAGUACGGGAGGACUUUACUUGUUUUUUUUAUGUUAUUUUAUGAAGUAACAACACUGAGUCCUGUACAUGCGGACGGUUUUAUGAUGUCUGUUCCUAUGAGGCAAAACCAAAUAUGAACUGUGGCAAAUAAAGACAAAUCAUAACGUGUGUGUGACAAUGCAAGCUGUAACAUUUCUAGGGUACACGUGUAACUGCCAUGGAUGGAACAGCAAGGGGGACACUUCAGAGGACUAUACCAUAUGGGACACUUGGAAAAGACUGCUUCAGUAGAAAAGCUAGUCAUUGCAGUAUAACUGAAACGUCUCCUCUCUUCAGAUACAUUGUAUAGGAGAGCAGAAGUGAGGAGACCAUGCUACUGUGAAUCCAUUUUAAUUGUGGUGGUAUUCAUCAUAGUAUUUCAUUAUAUUUAUUUGUAGGUUUUAAGUCGUGGUACUAUUGAAGAGGUCAUGGAACCUUCAAAUAAAGUCUACCUGGUGCCAGUCUG
Molecule: messenger RNA, 1878 nt
Organism: Oncorhynchus kisutch (coho salmon)
Lineage: Eukaryota; Metazoa; Chordata; Actinopteri; Salmoniformes; Salmonidae
Gene: fbxo45
Product: F-box protein 45
Exons: 3
Coding region: 192-1073 (293 amino acids)
Biological process (GO): synapse assembly involved in innervation; proteasome-mediated ubiquitin-dependent protein catabolic process
Cellular component (GO): SCF ubiquitin ligase complex; synapse
Molecular function (GO): protein binding
Source: RefSeq, a predicted model, not a curated record